Molecule: messenger RNA, 3420 nt
Organism: Pistacia vera
Lineage: Eukaryota; Viridiplantae; Streptophyta; Magnoliopsida; Sapindales; Anacardiaceae
Product: probable LRR receptor-like serine/threonine-protein kinase At1g51820
Exons: 19
Biological process (GO): protein phosphorylation
Molecular function (GO): ATP binding; protein binding; protein kinase activity
Source: RefSeq, a predicted model, not a curated record
AUGGCUAAUGGAAACUUGGCAAAUCUCUCAGGCAGUGGGGAUUUGAAGCUUUUUAUUCUCUCAUUUCUUGGCGUGGUAACUAUGACAGUUCUUGUUCAUGCACAAAAUCAAACAGGUUUUAUUAGCAUAGACUGUGGAAUUCCGGAAAAUUCACAAUAUGCUGACCAGAAAAUAGGCAUAAAUUGCGAUUCGGAUGCAACUAUGAUAGGCACUGGUGAAAGCUACAGCAUAUCGCCUGAAUACAAAACUGACACCCUGGAACGACAAUUAUUGAAUGUUAGAAGCUUCCCUGAAGGAUCAAGAAAUUGUUACACCCUAAAACCUGUAGGUCAUGACCAUGCUAACUUUUUUAUCAAAGCGAGAUUCAUGUAUGGAAAUUAUGAUGGGAAUAAUACCCUGCCAAGUUUUAAUCUGUUUCUGGAGUCGGAUGUAUGGGAUUCAGUGAAUUUCAAAGACACCGCCACUCCCGUCACCAAGGAGAUCAUCCAUAUGCCCCAGAACAAUUAUAUACAUGUCUGUCUUAAAAACACAGACACUGGAACGCCUUUCAUAUCAGCAUCAGAGGUGAGGCCUUUGAUAAAUUCCAAUUAUGGAUCAUCACCUUACAUAAUAGAAUCAUUUCAAAUAUCAGGAUCACUAGAUGAUGUUUGCGAUUGCAUAUGGUUCCCAUACAACUUCAGUGACAGUGUCUCGAUAAGCACCUCGAAUACUGAUCUCCUCAAUGAUGAUAGUAGUGGUUACCAAAUACCAAUUUUGGUCAUGAGUACUACUAUCACACCGGUAAAUGCAAGUAAAUCAUUGCAAUUUUCUUGGGAGGCUAAUGACACCAGAUUGUAUUAUAUCUUCGUGCACAUUGCUGAAGUUCAAGAAUUAAAAGAAAACCAGACUAGAGCAUUUAAUAUCUCUACUAAUGGAGAUGUUUGGCUUCCGGGCUAUUUUCCCUCUUCCACAGACUCAACUUACAACUUAUCUCCCUACAGUUGAACAAGAAUUAAGAUUUCACUGGAAAAAACUGCGAAGUCAACUCUUCCACCAAUCUUAAAUGCCAUGGAGAUAUGCUGGCUAAAAAAUUUCUCAGAAUUGAUGACAAAUGAACAAGAUGUUGACGCCAUCAUAAAUAUCAAGGGAAAGUAUGGAGUGAAAAGACCAAGUUGGCAAGGAGAUCCAUGUGUCCCUCAACUAUAUUUGUGGCAAGGUCUUAAUUGCCGUUAUGAUUCUGGACUCCCAAUGAUCACAUCCCUGAAUUUGUCAUCGAGUGGAUUGUCUAGCGAGAUAAGUCCUUUUAUACUCGAUCUCACCUCCUUAGAGUCUUUGGACUUGUCAAACAAUAAUCUGACAGGAUUAGUGCCGGAGUUUUUAGCACAGCUACAAAACUUGAAAUUGCUAAACUUGAAAGGAAACAAUCUCGAAGGCCCUGUUCCAGCUGCACUCCAAGAAAAAGCAGAGAAGGGUUUACUGAUAUUAAGAGUGAAUGGAAAUUCAAAUUCUUGUUCCCCUGGUUCAUGCAAAGAGAAAAACAAGUCUAAUAUUGUUCCCAUGGUAGCACCAGUUGUUGCUAUUGCUGUGAUUUUAUCUACAACAUUGGUAAUUUUAUUGAUCCAAAGAAUGAAAAAAGGAACCGCAGGGAAGAAGGGGUCAUUGGAAUUGAAAAAUCGAAGGUUCUCAUACUCUAAUGUGGUGAGAAUGACUAAUAACUUUGAGACGGUUCUAGGGAAAGGAGGAUUCGGAACAGUUUACCACGGUUACUUAGACGACAAUCAAGUAGCCGUUAAGAUGCUUUCUCUAUCAUCAGCUCAAGGAUACAAGGAAUUUCAAGCCGAGGUUGAACUUCUAAUGAGAGUUCAUCAUAAAAACUUGACAGCCCUUGUUGGCUAUUGUGACGAGGGCACCAACAUGGGACUGAUCUAUGAGCUCAUGGCCAAUGGAGAAUUAGAAACCAAUCUCACAGAAAACCAAGCAUACAUGUUGACAUGGGAAGGGAGACUUCGAAUAGCAACAGAGGCAGCACAAGGAUUGGAGUAUCUCCACAAUGGUUGUAAGCCACCAAUUGUCCACAGAGACAUUAAAUCCACGAACAUCUUAUUGAAUGAAAAUUUCCAAGCCAAAUUAGCUGAUUUUGGCCUUUCCAGAAGUUUUCCUGUUGAAGGUGGAACUCAUGUGUCAACAAACGUUGCUGGAACCCCUGGAUACCUUGAUCCUGAAUACUAUGUAUCACAUAGGCUAACUGAAAAAAGUGAUGUAUAUAGCUUUGGAAUGCUUUUGUUAGAGAUAAUAACAGGUAAACCUAUGAUUGAGAAAAGCAUCGAGAGGACUCAUAUAAGUCGAUGGGUAGAAUCCAUAAUUUCAAAGGCGGAUAUUAGGAACAUUGUUGAUCCAAGAUUACCUAGAGACUUCGAUAUAAACUCUGCCUGGAAAGCUGUAGAAUUAGCAAUGGCUUGUGCUUCUUUAAUUGCUAGCAAAAGGCCAACCAUGACUAAGGUAGUGACAGAACUGAAUGAGUGUUUGGCAAUUGAGAGAGCUUCCGGACAUGUCGGCGAUGAAGCUGAAUCAACACUUUCUAUAAACAUGGANGCCGUUAAGAUGCUUUCUCUAUCAUCAGCUCAAGGAUACAAGGAAUUUCAAGCCGAGGUUGAACUUCUAAUGAGAGUUCAUCAUAAAAACUUGACAGCCCUUGUUGGCUAUUGUGACGAGGGCACCAACAUGGGACUGAUCUAUGAGCUCAUGGCCAAUGGAGAAUUAGAAACCAAUCUCACAGAAAACCAAGCAUACAUGUUGACAUGGGAAGGGAGACUUCGAAUAGCAACAGAGGCAGCACAAGGAUUGGAGUAUCUCCACAAUGGUUGUAAGCCACCAAUUGUCCACAGAGACAUUAAAUCCACGAACAUCUUAUUGAAUGAAAAUUUCCAAGCCAAAUUAGCUGAUUUUGGCCUUUCCAGAAGUUUUCCUGUUGAAGGUGGAACUCAUGUGUCAACAAACGUUGCUGGAACCCCUGGAUACCUUGAUCCUGAAUACUAUGUAUCACAUAGGCUAACUGAAAAAAGUGAUGUAUAUAGCUUUGGAAUGCUUUUGUUAGAGAUAAUAACAGGUAAACCUAUGAUUGAGAAAAGCAUCGAGAGGACUCAUAUAAGUCGAUGGGUAGAAUCCAUAAUUUCAAAGGCGGAUAUUAGGAACAUUGUUGAUCCAAGAUUACCUAGAGACUUCGAUAUAAACUCUGCCUGGAAAGCUGUAGAAUUAGCAAUGGCUUGUGCUUCUUUAAUUGCUAGCAAAAGGCCAACCAUGACUAAGGUAGUGACAGAACUGAAUGAGUGUUUGGCAAUUGAGAGAGCGUCUGGAAAAGUGGGCGAUGAAGCUGAAUCAACACUUUCUAUAAACAUGGUCAACUUGGAUAGUCACACUGAAUUAUCUACCCUCGCAAGAUAA